UCGGCCGAUGAAUCCAUCUCCGCUCUUAGUGAUCGCUAGGCCGUUUGCUGAGUAGCGCACGCGUCGUGACUUUGCGUUAUCCAUCUAUUAUCGCGUCGGGGGACGACCGCCGGGCGCCGCGCGUACGUCGUGGCUUUAAAUCAUCAAUUAUCGUCAUCUUUGUUGCUGUUACCAGAUGCUCAGUCUUAUGAUUAUUAAUUUAUAUACAGUCUUAUGAUUAUUAUAUUUUACAGCUUUUCAUAUUUAUUUAGUGUAGUGAUAACGCCGAUGAUUUGUUUACUUUUUGAAUCCCCAUACCUGUGUAUUGAUGGUACGUUGGUGUUUAUACGUUACUAAUAUUGUACCUUCGGACUCGUUGGAAGCUCCCCAUAUUACAUGCGUCACGUCUUUAUAUCUGAUUAUAUUCAUCAUGGUGUGUACUUAAGCCAUAUCCAACAGAUGCCUGUCAAUGAUAGGUUUGCAAUACCUUGUCGUGUAUCCGUGAUUACAGAUGGAAUCGCGGGCAUUAUUAUACAUUAGAUUUGUAGUUUUUGUAUAAAUUCGUUUCCAGACAAGGCGUCAAUAACCAAUGGAAUUACCUCAAAAGCGGAUACCAUGCAGAAGCCGUUUGAUGUACAGUACCGGUACAUAAAACAAAAGAAACAUGUUUUCUAACGUGAUUUGUGAGAAAAAAAAUAUUCAGUCAUUCCAGAUUAUUGUGAGUAAAGUCCACUAACAAGGGAACAGCGACGUUAUUGUUAGUUGCAUAAUAAAAACAUAGUAAGCCAUUUUUAGACUUGUUUCAAAUCGUGAAUAGAUUUUGUAUUGGAAAUGAAGUUGUCGAACCCGACCCUAUUUAAGUUGACAUGGAUUUUCUAUGAGAAAUUGUGGUUUAAAAUGAUGUGACAAUAAUAGUAUUUCUAAGCCUGCGUCUAUUUUUCAAAUUUAAUUUCUAUUGGAGACCAAUUUGUAAACCAGGAUGGAGUGCUUGGUAAAUAAAACUAUAUGUUAUAAACUUCGCUUGUUUAAGACCAUUGGAACUUACAAAAUAGUUACGAUCUAAGUUACCGGUACCAAUACUAAAGACAUGUUCAAAAUUUAAGUAAACCCUAUCGAAUGAUAGCUAUUUUUAACCUCAGCACUUAAAUUCUAUACCUAUACAGUUCAACAACUUUGCAACAAGAAGUAAACGUGAACCUUCGGAGAAAUUCUUUUUCUCCCUUUUUUAUGCUAAGAUGGAGAUACUGAAAACUACGUUACGUAUUUUGCUUCCCCUUUUCUUGUAUUGCUUACAUUUUGGAAAAUCUGAGUAUUCUAAGAAUUACACUAAAAUUGGAGAUAUAAUGCUGGGAGGCUUGUUUCCCUUACAUCUGUACAACGAGACUACAGGAAACUGUGGAAACAUUCGUGAGCUAGCUUCUAUAAAGCGGCUAGAAGCUAUGGUGUACACGAUUAAGAAAAUUAAUGAAAACAGUAAUAUUUUGCCAAAUAUAUCUCUAGGUUUUGAAAUCUACGACACGUGUUCCUAUUCGUCUGAGACAUUAAAACGCUCGUUGAAUUUCAUCCCUAAGCAGCGUAUGAACGAAUGCGAUUGUCAGUGUUCAUGUUUGAAUGAUACGGAGGGUGGAUGUAGCGAGAAAGUGGAGGCAACUGCCAUUACUGGAGUUGUUGGAGCCCAGAGAAGUAGCUCCUCGCUACAGGCCGCCGUCCUUUUCGGACUGUAUGGUAUCCCUCAGAUAAGUUACUUAUCAACAAGUGAUGAACUCAGUGACAAACUUAAAUACAAGUAUUUCUUAAGGACCGUUCCACCGGAUACAUAUCAGAUACAAUCAAUAGUGGAUAUAUUGAUUUUCUAUCAUUGGACGUAUGUUUCCUUUGUAAAUUCCGAUGACUCCUAUGGUGAACAUGCUCUAGAGGAAUUUAAGUCCCGGGCAAGAUAUCUUGGAAUAUGCUUAGCAACAGCCACAACAAUUUCAAUACAUGCAAAUAAAGACUUUUACGAUAAAGUAUUGGCAGAUUUAGACAGCGCAAAAGCGCCGGUUGUCAUCCUUUACGCCCAAAUGGAAGUAGCAAACGGAGUGUUCGAAUCUGUUAGCAGGCUUGGUAAAAUAGGAAGAUUCAUUUGGAUUGGUAGUGAUGGAUGGGGAAACUACGGGACCACGGCAUUCAAAGGUCAUGAAGAAGCUGCGUUGGGUUCCAUCACAAUCCGGCCGUACUCUAACUUCAUACCAGAUUUUGACGAAUACUUUUACUCUAUGACUCCAGCGAAUUCCAAGAACCCAUGGCUUCUUGAAUUCUGGGAAACAUACGGAAACUGCUCGAGUGACGAGCCAUACAUCAUUAAUCCGCCAUGUGAUGAAAUUAAUCUUGAACCAUUAGCAAAUGAUACAGAUAUUCCUGCGCACGACAGUUUAGUAAUGGAUGCUGUUUUAUCUUUUGCGUAUGCAUUAGAUAACAUGAAACGGCAACAGUGCCAAUUUGGUAGUGGGUGGUGUCCAGAUUUUAUUCCGAAUGACGGAAAAACUCUUAUGGAGUUCCUUCUGCAAACAGAAUUUAAUAGUCCGUCAAACGGUCCGGUAGAAUUCGACGAAAACGGUAAUACUCGGCCGAAGUACAAGAUUAAUAAUUUACAAAAAAUAAAUGAUAUCUAUAAAUUUGUUGAUAUCGGAUCAUGGCGUGAGGAAAGCAAAUUUAUGAGGAAUACCGAUACUGAGGUAAAAUGGUACAUCAAUACUACGGACGAUUCCUUAACACCGAAGUCAGUAUGCAGUGAGCCCUGUGACGUUGGCUAUGCCACUAUAAAAUCAGAGGAAACGCCGUGUUGCUGGACUUGCGUCCAAUGCCCUUCCUCCUCAAUAGUAGUAGAUGUGAGUAGUGAGCUUGGAACGCAGUGUAAAUCGUGUAUUAGUGAAGGUCCAGUGCAUUAUUUCCCUGAUGUUAACAGAAAUCAAUGUGAUGUGGUGGAUGGAGCGUUUGUAACUAAGGACCACCCCUGGGCCGUUGUUCUAAUUACCUUGUCAGCCGUUGGAAUUCUGUCAACUUGCGCCACUUUGGUAGCGUACUUAAAAAACAGAAACACUCCUCUUAUAAAGGCUUCCAGUCGGGAACUUAGUUAUAUAAUUUUCUGUGGAAUUGCAUGGGGAUUCGUCUGUGCUAUGUUUCAUGGCAUCCGUCCAAGCCCAGUUGUUUGUCUGUUACGACGAAUAGGGCUGCCGAUUUCAACUUCACUGAUUUAUGCUUCGGUAACAACGAAAACUGUUCGUGUAUAUCGGAUAUUCAAAGCAAGUUCAAAAACGGCACGACGUCCAAAGUACAUUAGUUCCAAAUCACAGGUUCUUAUUGCACUAUCUGUCGCAAGUAUCCAGGUGUUAUGGAUGUUGAUCUGGUUGAUCAUUGUCCCACCUACAGUGGAUUACAUCAUGCCUGACGUCAGCAAAGGACGAGUGGUCAUGAUUUGUUCUGCAUGGGACGAGACGGCUGAUAUAGAAGUGAUUGGUUCGUUAGUAUUUAACAUCGUACUGGUUUUAAUAUGCUGUGUGUACGCGUUCAGAACACGCAAAUUACCGGACAAUUACCAGGAGACACGGUUUAUUAAUCUAUGUAGUUUCAGCACGUUGGUAAUAAUUCUUACAUUCACUCCGCCCUACUUCACAACUGAAGAGCCAUACUAUAAAGCAAUUUACAACGGAUACGGGUUAAUUAUCAAUGAUACGAUUACUUUAAUAUGUUUAUUUUUGGUUAAGAUUUACGCAUUAUAUUUUGUCAACGAUGAAGAAAUGAACAUUUUCACACAGACUCGUAUCAGAGUGAACAGUGGUGUCACCAGGGUUGUCCCGACGGGAGUACCAGGUGAGCGAGUGGAAACUUAGUCAAUUGACUAGGGUGAAAUGUUUCGCCAAGGUGCAGUGUAAUUUAGGUUGGUUAACCUUUAUGUAUACAUAAGGAACUGCCUCCUGGGAACUAUACAACUCAGAUCUUUGGAAUUUGAGCAGAUUUAAUUGGUUUUAGGUAGGCUCACCAUGGUGAUUGGUUCAUGAAAGCGAAUACAGAAACAAAUCGAUGAUGAUGAUGAUUAUGAUGAUGAUGACGAUAAUAAUACUCUUAUAUAAAAAAAAAUAUAUGUAAUUUUGAUUUCAUCUUUUGUACUGUACUAUUAUAUAUCAGAAAGGGAAUAAGAAAUGGGACCAAAAAAAAACCAUGUAUGUAAUGUAAUGUAAUUACAGAAUGAAAUAGGCUAGAGUAAACCCAUUCCGUACUGUCCGUACAGUAACGAACAGAAGCGUUGCUAUGCAGUCCUUAGAAAAUACCACUUCUUAGGCGUCAUGGCCAAGAAUAAUAAUGAGCCUAUCUCUGUGUAUUUUAAAGAAGGAAAGGUGAAAUUCAAACAGCAUUUUGAUUGGACACUACUCACUGAGAUAUUAAUCAGUCGUUGUGAAUGAACAAGGAUCAGAGUGGGUGGUUAAUAAUAAUUAUGGACUUUGGACAAUGCGCACAUUAUUAACAAAUAUGAAUGGGUCACUUUCCUCUUUUGUAAGGCUUACUGUGCAAUUUAUUGAUUCUUUUUUUUUUUAACUUGCUUAAAACACAGCAAUUGUUUAAUAGCAGGGGCGGAUUUAGUAGGGGGAAAGUAGAAGGGGGAAAGUGCCGGGAACGUGCCCCCCCCCCCAUGACAAUUAUAAGCGUGGCUGUCGAAUAAGCGCUUCCCUCAAGCCUCUAUAUAAUAUAAAAUAACUGAGCGACAAAAAUGUAUAUCAACCAAAGUCGAGGCAGCUUCAAGCCUUUACAAGUGCAAAGCAAAUAAUAAAUACGUACUGUACAGUAUUCUGCUAUUUCAUUUCAAUCUGCUCGACCUUUAUCGAACAAAGUAUGAACAAACGACAAAUACAUCUUUCAUAAGCAAAACAUAUAAUGGCUGUAACCGUUUAUUUUAUUGGCAAAUAAACAAGACAUAAAAACAAACAGAAAAAAAAAAAAACAUGCGUCCAUUUGAAAAUAAAUACAAGCUGUGAUAUACAUCAAA
Anneissia japonica is the source of this 4999-nucleotide messenger RNA. Its product is annotated as metabotropic glutamate receptor 3-like. The coding region runs from base 1215 to 3848 and encodes 877 amino acids. NCBI's taxonomy places the organism in Eukaryota, Metazoa, Echinodermata, Crinoidea, Comatulida, Comatulidae. The transcript is spliced from 3 exons. Gene Ontology annotation, biological process: regulation of synaptic transmission, glutamatergic; G protein-coupled glutamate receptor signaling pathway. Gene Ontology annotation, molecular function: group II metabotropic glutamate receptor activity. Gene Ontology annotation, cellular component: membrane. The record is from RefSeq and is a predicted model, not a curated record.